AUGGGUGACGCGGCUAACGGUGUCUCUGCGGAGGCAGAGAGAUUUGCCAUUGGUAUCUCCUUUGGCAACACAUCCAGCUCCAUUGCUCGUAUUUCGCCUGAGGGCAAGGCUGAGGUGAUUGCCAACGAGGAAGGAGAUCGUCAAAUUCCUAGCAUUCUCUCUUACAUUGAGGGAGAGGAAUACCACGGCACACAGGCCAAGGCACAGCUCCUUCGCAACCCCAACAACACUAUCGCAUACUUUCGGGACUACCUGGGCAAGGACUUCAAGUCGAUUGACCCGACUCCAUGCCACCAGUCGGCCCACCCGCAGCAGAGCGACUCGACCGUGGCUUUCUCGGUCCGCGACUCUCCCAGCUCCGAGACCCCCAACACCGUCACCGUCCAAGAGGUCACCACCCGCCAUCUCCGUCGUUUGAAACAGUCCGCUACCGAUUUCCUGGGUAAGGACGUCAACGCGGCCGUCAUCACCGUUCCCACCAACUUCUCCGAUGCCCAGCGUGAGGCCCUGGUUGCUGCGGCCAAGGCUGCCGGCAUCGAGGUGCUGCAGCUGAUCCAUGAGCCCGUUGCGGCUGUCAUGGCCUACGAUGCUCGUCCCGAAGCUACCGUGACUGACAAGCUGGUUGUGGUGGCCGACCUGGGCGGCACCCGGUCCGAUGUGGCCGUCGUGGCCUGCCGCGGUGGCAUGUACACCAUCCUGGCCACUGCCCACGACUACGAGCUGGGCGGUGCAUCCCUGGACCAGAUCAUCAUCGAUCACUUCGCCAAGGAGUUCAUCAAGAAGCACAAGACCGACCCGCGCGAGAACGCGCGCGGCCUGGCCAAGCUGAAGUCGUUCGGCGAGGGUACUCGCAAGACUCUCAGCCAGACCACCAACGCCCAACUGAGCAUUGAGAGCUUAGCGGACGGUAUUGAUUAUCACUCCACUGUCAAUCGUACUCGGUUCGAGCUGCUAUCGAACAAGGUCUUUGCUCAGUUCACCGGUUUGAUCGAGCAGGUGGUCAAGAAGGCCGAGCUUGAUGUCCUGGAUAUCGAUGAGGUUAUUUUCUCCGGUGGUGCCUCGCACACGCCCAAGAUUGCCCAGUUGACGCGCAACAUCUUCCCCGAGAAGACCAACAUCCUGGCCCCCUCGACCUCGACCACGGCCAUCAACCCGUCCGAGCUGUCCGCCCGUGGUGCCGCCUUCCAGGCGUCCCUGGUCCAGGAGUUCGACAGCGAGGACAUCGAACAGUCCAUCCACCCGAUGGUCACCGUGACACCGCACCUGAGCAAGGCGAUCGGCGUAGAGAUCACCUCGGCGACCAGCAAGACGGCCUUCCAGCCCCUCCUGGACGUGGAGACCGCCCUUCCCGCCCGCCGCAUUGCGCAGUACUUUGCCCCCAAGGAGGGCGGCGAUGUGCUCGUGCGCGUGUGCGAGGGCGCCCGCUCGAUCAAGGUCACCAAGCCCGAGCCCAAGGUUAAGGCUGAGAAGCCCGCUGAAGAUGACGAGGAUGACUCCGACUUUGACGACUCCGAAGAGGAGGAGGAUGAUCUCCGCGAGGUUGUCUGGAAGGCGGAGAAGCCCGUCGCCGAGAUGGCCGUCAAGGGCGUUAAGGCUGGCGGCAAGAUCGAGGUUAUGGUCCACGUGAACCCGGAUCUGGGUCUGCAAAUCGCGGUGCGUGAGGUCGGUGGCCAGAAUGCCGUGCGCGGUGCUAUCAAUGGCUCUGCUUAG
Messenger RNA from Penicillium lagena, 1710 nucleotides. Its product is annotated as ribosome-associated complex protein SSZ1. Gene Ontology annotation, biological process: protein folding. The coding region runs from base 1 to 1710 and encodes 569 amino acids. Gene Ontology annotation, cellular component: nucleus; cytosol. The transcript has 4 exons. The record is from RefSeq and is a predicted model, not a curated record. Gene Ontology annotation, molecular function: ATP binding; ATP-dependent protein folding chaperone. NCBI's taxonomy places the organism in Eukaryota, Fungi, Ascomycota, Eurotiomycetes, Eurotiales, Aspergillaceae.